Messenger RNA from Pristis pectinata (smalltooth sawfish), 1987 nucleotides. RefSeq names its product RAB25, member RAS oncogene family b (gene rab25b). The record is from RefSeq and is a predicted model, not a curated record. The transcript has 5 exons. Gene Ontology annotation, molecular function: GTPase activity; GTP binding. Lineage: Eukaryota; Metazoa; Chordata; Chondrichthyes; Rhinopristiformes; Pristidae. Gene Ontology annotation, biological process: exocytosis. Gene Ontology annotation, cellular component: recycling endosome. The coding region runs from base 82 to 723 and encodes 213 amino acids.
GGACGGGACGGGACGGGACAGGGAGCGGCUGUCCCGGGAGGGGAGCGGCCGAGCGCUGGGCCGGCACCGAGCGGCUGCAGGAUGAGUUCGGCCGAGCACGACUACAGUUUUGUGUUUAAAGUGGUGCUGAUCGGGGAGUCCGGCGUCGGGAAGAGCAACCUUCUCUCUCGCUUCACCCGCAACGAGUUCAACCACGACAGCCGGACCACCAUCGGAGUGGAGUUCUCCACACGCACUGUCACCAUCGACGGAGUGGCCGUGAAGACACAGAUCUGGGACACGGCCGGGCUGGAGCGUUACCGAGCCAUCACCUCCGCGUAUUACCGAGGGGCUGUGGGAGCGCUGCUGGUGUACGACAUCUCCAAGCACCAGACAUACGAGAACGUGGAACGGUGGCUGACUGAGCUUCUGGACAAUGCAGACAACAACCUGGUGGUGAUGCUGGUCGGGAACAAGAGCGACCUGGCGGACGUCCGCACCGUGCCCGUCGAUGAGGCCAUGUCCUUCGCAGAGAAACACCAGAUGUUGUUCAUGGAGACGUCGGCGCUGGACUCGACCAACGUGGAGCCGGCCUUCCAGUCCGUCAUCUCAGAGAUCUUCCGUCGCCGGGCGGAGGGGCGAGCGAGCCAGGCCACCCGGACAACCGUCGCCCUCAACCCCAACAGCGUCCCCAACGACGGGACGACGGCCGAGACCAGGAAACCCUGCUGCCAGAACAUCUGAGGGCUGGCACCUCCUCCCACCCCCCCCCCCCCCCACCUCCCUCCCACCUCCCCUCCCCCAGAACCACCGCCCCCCCAGCACAUCCCUCCCCAAAUCUCCCCCAUCUCCUCCCCCAACACCUCCCGCUCCCCCAACUACCCCCCCAGCACCGUACACACCCCCCUCCCACACCUCCACCCACCCACCUUCCCCUCCUGCCCCCAGCACCUCCCCCCUCCCCUGCUCCCCCACCCCCUCCCCCCAAGCCCCAUCCCCUACCCCCCUCGUCCCCUCCCUCCAGCACCUCCCCAACCCAGCACCUCCUCACCUCCCUCUCUCCCCUCCCCUCACCCACCCCCCGCCCCCACCCCCAGCACCCUCCCAGGUCCGGGAGGCAGGGUCCCAACUCCACACCACCACCCUCGGGACCUCCCUGCACUCCAGGAGCCUCCUUGACACACAGUUCCCCGAUCCUCUGCCGAGGGAGGUGGUGGCUCUCACCGGGAGCUCCAGCUGAGUGUUUCUCUCAGGGUCCGGCGAGGUGGGUGGGAGGGGCGGGGGAGGUGGUCGGGUGGUUCUCCCGGUGAAGGGCCCUGGGCCCACCCCCAGAGUCAGCUGUACACAGUGACUGGACAACACAGGUAACCUGAGAUUGGACUGAGACCCAACAUGGCAGCAAAGGGCCUCGCUGUCCCUCACUGUCCCCACCAAGGGCCACACCGGCAGUGUGUGACGGGACGGUGCGGAGGGAGCUUCACCCUGUGUCUGACCCCGGGAGUGUGUGACGGGACGGUGCGGAGGGAGCUUCACCCUGUGUCUGACCCCGGGAGUGUGUGACGGGACGGUGCGGAGGGAGCUUCACCCUGUGUCUGACCCCGGGAGUGUGUGACGGGACGGUGCGGGGGGAGCCUCACCCUCUGUCUGACCCCGGGAGUGUGUGACGGGACGGUGCGGAGGGAGCUUCACCCUGUGUCUGACCCCAGGAGUGUGUGACGGGACGGUGCGGAGGGAGCUUCACCCUGUGUCUGACCCCGGGAGUGUGUGACGGGACGGUGCGGAGGGAGCUUCACCCUGUGUCUGACCCCGGGAGUGUGUGAUGGGAUGGUGGCAGACGGGACGGUGUGCGGGUCCAGCUUUACGGAACAUCCCGGAUACCAGGUGGAGGGUGAUGCAAUGGCUGGUUUACUGGUUUUCUGUGAAGACGAGGGACAACCACACAUUAAUCUAUGUAAUUUACUAAGUCUUUGUGUAUCCAAUAGUAGAAUAAAAAGAAUUUCUUCUGGUG